AUGAACAAAUCCGCCAUCCUCGCUGCUUCUGUCGCCGCCGCCGCCGCCGCCGUUUCCCUAUCCUCAUCUGUCAAGUUUUCUCUUCAGGACAGUGGGGCGCAGAGCUGCCGCGUCGGGUUCUCGCCGGCCGCGAGUGCAUCGUCGACGGAGAAGUUCGCGCCGCGGUUCGACGGGUUACGGUUCAUUGAAACGCUGAUUACUGCGCACAGAUGA
Molecule: messenger RNA, 213 nt
Organism: Sphenostylis stenocarpa
Lineage: Eukaryota; Viridiplantae; Streptophyta; Magnoliopsida; Fabales; Fabaceae
Source: the annotation of a GenBank genome assembly